This is a messenger RNA of Ictalurus punctatus (channel catfish), 8835 nucleotides long. RefSeq names its product cilia and flagella associated protein 54 (gene cfap54). The transcript is spliced from 52 exons. Gene Ontology annotation, molecular function: protein binding. Gene Ontology annotation, biological process: cilium assembly. Lineage: Eukaryota; Metazoa; Chordata; Actinopteri; Siluriformes; Ictaluridae. The coding region runs from base 36 to 6968 and encodes 2310 amino acids. The record is from RefSeq and is a predicted model, not a curated record.
GUGGAGAACAUUUGAGAUCUUCUGGGGAUGGACAGAUGGAGAGUACUAGCAGUUCAUCAUGCAUGAGAUCUCUCUUAAUGGAUAUGCAUAUGGAACUACUGGCUUUCCAGCACAGAGUAUCCCUCAAACUCCUAGAUACCUACUCAGAUGAUGAGAAGCCUGAGAGGAGAAAGAAGCCACUUACGCAAAGUGCACAGUCUACUGCUGUAAAUUUAAAGCGAGCCAGAGCAGAAUGUGCACUGCAAGAAAAGAUUAAGAAGAAUAAAGUCUCCAAAGUUUUGUUUCUGGAGCAGAAAGCCUUACUUUCCUACAAGAAAGAUGCUACUAACAGAGGCACCAAAAAGCUUCUUGAGGAGGCUUUGGCAUUACUGGAGAAAGCAGGUGUUGAUGAGAAGCGGCUGGUCAGUGCUGCUACUUCUGCAGAGAUGGGAUCAGGAGUGGAAAAAGAGUGUAGACCUCCUCCGCCUCCUGUGCUGCUGUCACGUAGCAACCGAUCUUUAUCUUUCACACCAGCGCCAUAUGUGCUAGAGGAGCAGGUUUGCUGGUAUCGUAUUUAUGGACGAGAAGUCAAAGGUGUCAACCUGAAAGUGAGGAUUGGAGACUGCCACCUGGUUGGCACUGGUGAAACGAUUCCUUCUAGAGGAGAACGCUUGUUUUGCAUAAGUGGCCUGGAGCCCAACCAGAAGUAUAUCUUUGCUGUGGCAGCCUACGAUGCUCAGGGCAACCUGAUUGGAAGCAGUAUUGGAGAUACCACCAGGCCAGUGCUGGCCUCCCUCCCCCUGCCUCUGUUGACAGCCUGGACACAUCUGGCUCGGGUGGCCUACCAAACAGGCCAAUAUGCACUAGCCAAGAAAGCCUGCAGUGAGAUUUGGAGCCACUUUACCCUGCCGUCAGUCACAGAUUCUGGAGCCUCUCAGGAACCAGUGGAUGAGGAAGCUCCUCAGGGGCUUGUCCAAACAAAAUUGUGCCCAGAGACAUUGCAGCUCUCCUCUCCUCUACUACAGCAGCUUUUCCUCACCUCAAUCUUUAUGCAGACUGAAAUCCACAUCCAGGAGAGAGCACUAUAUUGUGACGCCCUCAGUGAUGGAAGCCCUUUGAUCUGGGGACAGGAGGCUAGACUUGCAGAGUGUGAAAGGAUGCUUGUGGCCAUAGAUCUGUCUCUACAUCUCAAUGAUAGCAGUGCUGCUUUGCAGGCUGUAGUGAGUUGCUAUGGCCUCCUGGUACCUUUUAUCUUCUAUCAGAUCCCAUCACACCCUGUGAUUCAGGUGUUGUUGAAGUGUCUGAAGGUGCUGCAAGAGAUUCCAGCUGCACUCAAACAGAAAAGGCGUGUAACUACUACUGAAUCACUAUAUCAUAUGGUGGCCUGCAUCACACACUAUGUGGCCAAGGGCUUGCAGGCCUUGAAGGAGGACUGCAUGGCAUCUUCAGUGAUGGAUCAGGGCAAACAGCUCCUACUGGAGAUGAGUGAGAGUCUCCAGCAGCAUGAUGGGGUACCCGAAAAGAAGGCAGUGGCUGCACAGGAGGGUGAACCUAGUGAGGAGUUGAAGGCUUUGGCAUGUAGUGCUUUGAAGCAGCAGGAAAAAAUGGGAACACUUGUAAACUGUGAUAAUCCAACCUGGAACGGAGAAGCAGCAGACUAUUUUGAUCAUGACCUCAGUGGAGAAGAGGACCCCAAAAUUCUGUACAAGGUUAUUGGUUCCAGCUCCCUCAGAAAUGCUUUCAAAAACGUAAUGAAGUUUAAACGAGUGUCUUGCUUCAUGGAGUAUGCUGCACUCCUGUUGCAGAAAGCUUUGCAAGAGGAUCAGUUGGAUCUGCUAAUACAGUGGGGACAAGAAAUCUUCAGCUGGAUUAAGAGCCGAGAUCAAAGUUUGAUGUUGCCAAAGAAGCCUAAUGGGAAAUUAAGGAAAGAUCAGAAGACGUUCACGAUAUCUAUCAUACAGUAUUGUAAUAAAAUAAACAGAUUUUACAAAAAGAAGAAUGAGUUGCAGAAGAAAUCAAUUUCAAGCUCAGAAGACUGUGAGAGAGAGUUCAAGGCGGUGGAGACAAUGAUGAAACAGGUGGGUUCAGUGAGAAGGCACCAGAAGCAGAGGCUGAUGAGGAAGGUCUGCUCAGACGAGUUGCCCUGGCGAUGCCGCGCCAACCUGACGCUGGCUCAAGCACACCUGGGUCUGCUGAGAAAGCACUUACACCAUCACCCUGUAACACCUAUCCAGCACUGUUACAGCAAGUUACCUCUGCACUUCUUCUCCUUGGCACAUACUGGAACACUAGUGAAAUGGAAAAAUAUUUCCCUACACACCAAACCUCCUGAGUUGAGACCUUCAAUCCUCAAACCCACCAUUCACAAAGGAGCACCAAACAUCAGUGGAGAGGGAUCUGGGGAAAGUGAAGUGGAGAGUGAGUUGGACACUCCACGUACACAACUGACCAUUGAUUCAGAAAGCAGUGAAACAGCUGAAACUUCUACAUGCCACGUCCUCUUUAAGCAACUGAACACAAUCUACAAGGCCUCACUACACCUCAGGAGAGCCAUGGUUCUGGCCUAUCGUGGAAGUCUUUGGACAUCUCUGCAGUGGGUGUGUGAGAUCCUCUGGGACCAGUUCAGCACUAUUGCAUUUCUGGUGGAAUGUAGACAGAGCUCUGAGACUCCCAGCACACUGACACUAGAUCAGUUCUACACAGAGUUCACACCCCUGCUGGCUCUGGCUUCAGAGCUGCUCAUGGACAUGAUGGAGAAACUGCAGCAGUGGAAAGCAUAUGAUGAGGAAGGUGAAGAGCUGGAGGCCAGGCCUCUGAAUGAUGGAGUGCUGGUAGAUCUGAAGUGGAUGAAGAAUUUGGUGUUGCACACACUGGAGCUCCUCUUCUACCAGGGCAAAUGGGAAACUCUUGCCCAUCUUGCUUUGCUAUACAACUGUUAUACACGGGAACACUACACUCAUAUGAUAACGCCAGUACUGGUAUAUGCUCAGAGAAGACUGCUGGAAAGAAUAAGCUACUUUGGAGGCCCUUCAGUCCCUCAGCCACACUUCACCUACACAGAGUCCGUUACUGGAGAAAAGGUGACCUGUAGGAACUAUUCAGGCAAGCAGCUGCUCUUACGUUCCAGUGUGGAGGAUUGGCGUGAGAAUACUGCAAGCAGUGCUGCCUCAGAACCUCUGGAGGUGGCAGAGAGGGAAAGGGCUAUGUGUGUGGUUUCUGUACCGCUGGACAUUGAUGACACCCUGCGCUGUUUCAGAGAGUCCCUGGCCAAGAGACGUUACACACUUCGUGCCUUCCAGCACAGCCGCACACUGCUCAUGCUUCUGCUAGCUGAUGCACAGCACUCAAUAGAGGUGCCAUUCUGUAAGGAGUCCUAUCCUGGCUCAGAGGGCAGAGUGGAGUUUAACAUAGCAGCCAGCAGUGCCCCGUCCAUCGGUCCUCCAGACCUGUCCAAUGAAGACUACAACUCUGUGGGCUCUGUGUACAGCUUGCCCCUGUCUCCCUCACACAUCCAGACCAUCCUGUCCUCCUAUAACAGCUCUAUGAAAUACCUUCAGGCAAAUAAAUAUAACUCACUGCAAAUUCAAGCUCUGCGUGACCUUGGGAAUCUGCACUUCUACAACGGAAAUCCAAAGGCUGCUCACUCAAAUUGGAGCAAGGCUCUGGACUGCUCCCUGCAGACCACUAAUGUGCUAGAAUCCUGGGAUGGUGAUUCAUGGGGCCAUAACUCCUCUGAACAGCCCCUGAGGCAUGCUGGGAUAUGGGGCUGUCUCCAGGGUGCAUUGCUGUCUGCAAAAAUUGCUCAGUAUAUCUUAACAUCUAACAUAAGCCAACGAACAAAUUGCUGCCUUCUCUCUGCUAAGCUCUUUAAGUGUCUGUUGAGGGCGUCCCUGCCUCAUCCUCAUAACGAUUUGGAAUACUCUUCUUACAUGCUGAAUACGGCGCUCAUCCCUGGGGUGAAUGUGUUCUGGUCAGAGUCGGACCAGACUCUCAUUGGCAGCACUGUGGCCAGCCUGGGCUUUGUGUGUCACUGGCUCUACACCUCAGGACAUCACCUCUCAGCACUUCCUCUUCUGGUUCUCUACCAAUAUGUAGCCAGCAAAGUGUGUCAGCAGCCCCAUCUCACUGCAGGAUGCAGAAUAAUGAAGGUAAAGACGCUGACUGAGCUGUGCCUGUUUGCUGAGGCAGUGAAAGAGAUACACAGUCUAGGUGAUGGAGAGGAAGUCCCCCUGCCUCACAACAGCUACACUAGAGCAGAGAAAGCUUCGACAUGGAAGAAGUUCAGUAAUUAUAAACCUCUUAUGGAUCCUUGUAAUCUUGAGGUUCUGGAGGAGCUGGUGAACAAGAAACUCAGUGAAGAUAUUGUGGCUUUGUACGGCACCAAAUUGACCUGCCGACUGCACCUGGCCAGGCUUCAGCUCAUCUUGGCCAUGUGUAGUACGAUUCAUGACCUAGCUGAGCCAAUUACAGAGGUUUUGGAGACCCAGGUGAGGAGCUCCAGUACUCCUAGCCUGCACGAGUCCAUCAGUGACGAGUCUCCCAGCGGCCCCUCCUUGAAGAGUGUGAAGCCCAAAGGCCUGCAGUUCCGGCUCCAAAAAGACACACUUACUCCAGGACAAGUCAAGGCUUUGCUACUAAAAGAGAGCUUCAACCAGCUCAACUCUGAGCUGUUUGCACUUCAGCACAUCCACACAGACCCUGAGGAGCUGGAGCUGGCUGUGGAGAUCAGAUUGAUGCUGUCCAGUGUCAACCUGCAGCAGGGCAAAGCUGCCUCCAGUGCAGAUCAGGCGGCAUCUGCUCUCAGGUUACUGCAGGACUCGCCAUUGCUCCAGACUGACAGUCUCCAACAGCUGCCCCCCAGACGCCCAUCUUCUGUGCUUAAGCAGUCCAGUACCAGAGCCGAACAUGAGCAGCUGUAUGAGCCAGAGGCAGAUACCGGACCUCAGCUAGGAGACAUGCCAGUAGCAGUGGAAGCUUUAGAGCACAUGGGUCGCUCACUAUGGCUCCGCUGCACACUGGCUGUGGUCCAGAGCCUCACUGCACACAUCCCUGGCACUGCCAUCUACCCAGGUGUGGACAGCAGUGUGGAGGCGGACAGGUUGAUAAAACAAGGCCUAGCUGAGGCUGAAGCCUGGGGAGACCCAGACACACAGGCUCUGCUGCUCCUACAGGGGGUCACGUUGAACACACACUGUGGUAGAGUGCCGGAGGAGAGCGUCUCCAUGCUGCAGGAGACAGUAAGUCUGCUGUCUGGACGUAGUACCCUUUCCAUGCAUUCUGGUCUGUCACUUGCUAAGGCCACUCUGCUGCUGAGUGAACUGAGGGGCUCAGAUGGUCAGCCGCUUUACCUGCUCACUCAGAAACUACUACAGCAGCAGCUGAAGACACUGGGGGAGUGUGUUGUGCAGAAGGCAGGGGGAGGACUGCGGCUGCUCUCCAGUACAGCUUGGAGGAAUAUUUACCACCCACAGCUCCCUCUACUGGCCAAGACAACCAUGCUUUUGGGUCAGUGUUUGGCCCUGCAGGCCAUGGUGAGCUCAUCAGAAAAAGAUGAACAACACUCAAAUCUGUGGUUAUUGGCUCAGGAGGAGCUCCACUCUGCACUCAUCAUCUCACGAGCCUUGGCUAGCAGGGACCCCCAGCUUGAGGCUGAUAUCCUGUACCUCAAAGGAACUGUGGAGAGGACCCUGAUGUCACUAGGCACACUCAGACAUCAGACAGUGGUAGAAACCUUCCUGGAGAGCAUCAGACUGGCUCGUUCUCACAGCCACAGUCUGCAGUUAAUCCACAUGUGCUAUAUGGAGAUAGCGCUAAUAUACCUGCAGCAGUGGCAAAAUACCACCACUGACCUUGCCGAAUCUCCACUACCUACAGAACCUGCUGAAUCAGAUGAGUGCUUAGACUGGACUCAUGUGACACAGAGUCACUUACUUCUUUUCUGGGUUUGUCUGAGAGCUGCUGCAAGGACAAUGGAAGUGCUCACAAGCCAUGGCCAGUUGUGUGGCAUCACUACAGCAACAGAAGGCCCAAUUCCUCUUCUAUCUCUCAAAGCUCUCGCUGAUUUUGCCUCCAAUGAUCUACUCAGUCCUUGCGGUGGCAUGGAGGAGCCCAUGUUAGUUCACCACGGUUCUGCUCCAGAUAUGGACAUUGAGCUGAAAGUCAAGAGAUGCUCUGAGAUCACCUGGGUGCACCUCUCCCGCUACUAUACACACCUGCUCAAUCUGAGACACAUCUCCACACAACCAAUGGCAGGGCAGAGUGUGGAGGAGUUUAUGUCUCCAACUGCUGAUUCAAAUUUAACUCUCAAACUCACUCAGUUACACACCUUCUUCAGUGAUCACCUAGCAACUUACAAAGAGCAGUGUGUUAUACCUGAUCCUCCAUAUGCCUUCAUUCUGGGGCCUCAGACUAUACAGCAGACGGUGUCAGACCUGUGUCCAUGGGCCAUGCUGAACACACACCGGCUCUGCAUUCAGUGGCAUCGACCCAGACUGGCAAGCAGUGGACUAGCAACCAAAACGAUAAUGCUGGUCUUUGCGCUGAAUAAAGCACCGAUGUCUGACACACAGCCUGCCGCUGACAUAAAGGCUGGACACAGGCUUAUCUCUACAGACAGUUUGAAAGCUCUGCAUGUCCAGCUGAUCUCAGUGUGUGUGGCGGCCAAGAUGGAUUCGAGUGUGUCUGUCUCUUCUACACCCAGCAUGACCACCUCUGUCAGCUGCAUACAGGAGAGUGAGCAUGGCAGCAGGACCCCUGUUAAAGCCAGCACCAGCAGACAGCCACAGAUGCUGCUGGAGAAAACCAGGCAUAUCUGUACUGAGAUAAGAAAUCUUCUGAAGCCUGAUUUAAAAGCAAAUCCCAUCACAAAGGUACCUUUUGAGCCAAGUGUUCAGAUCUUGUGCGACCUGGAGUGCUGCUUUAACCCUUCAUCAGGAGCCACUUUGGAGGACAGCGCACUAAGUGACUGGCUCUUCUCUCUUCUCACCUGACACUACAACAACUCAAAGACACCAAAGAGGCAGCUGUCUUAAGGGAAUGCUCUAGUGUUUUUCAAACUUAUCUCUAUCUACUGGAUCAAAACUCGCAACUCAUUUUAUCUACUGGAUCAAAACUCAUCUAUAAAUGUUAAACAGCUUUUCUGUUAACUCCUUUUCUCGGUACAGAGGAACAUCAAAGUUUUUGUAUGUGGUAGUCAUCUGUAUUCUGGAGUAUUCCUUUAAGAAAAUCUUACAUAAUAUGCUCUGAAAUUUUAGGUUCAGUUUUUAAUGCAAAGUAUAUAGGGCAUUAUUCACAACCACUGUGAAUUUAUUCAAGUUUCAAAAGACACUCAUUACACAGCUAUACAGAUUAUUUGGAUCACUUAAAACAGCAAUCUCAACAUGUCGAGACUUUUUAAUGAUGGAAAGAUGUGUUUUUUGUCAAACAUUGGUCACCCCAUUCAUAUUAGAACUGCUUCAUUUCAUACUGUAGUUUAUGUAAACUCUGCACCAUCGGAAGUAGAGAGCGUGUUAGGAUGUUGUUUGGCCAGCUGCAUGCCUUAGCGUUGAUGGGUCAGUGAUGCUGAUUUAGUCAGUGGUUAAGCCAGGCAGAACGCAGAUUCAGGAGGAUCUGUGCAUCACUCGGGGCCAGCUUAUACACCCCCAGCUCAUUCAGAGCUGACUCAGGCGUGGGCUGCUGGGGUCUCAGAGAGGCCUCAUCCUCUUCUGGUUCCUCCUGCUUCAGCACGUCACACAGCAACAGAGCCGGGCCGACCUUCAGAUUCAGGAUAAUGCAGGCCUCCUUCACACUGGCAUGUUGACAGACAGCAAGAUAUUUGUUACUGUAUGUGAGGAGCCUUCAGUAAAACCACUCACUUUGUGCACUUUAAGAAAAACUAAAAUGGGCAAUCAAUUACUCGCAUCUGAAACAUAAUUAAACUUGCUCCUUUGCUUGAACUACAAAGGCAGUUUGAAAAGGCCGGGCUUAUUAUUUCUCAUUAAAGAGAAUGUGAAUCUGGCUGUAAUCCCCCACGCCCCUACGUGUUCUUCCAUACUCACUGUUUGAAGAAGUUCUCGGGUCUCUUGCAGUAGUGUCCAAACAAUGGAAACAAGUUUCUAGUCAUGUCAAACUGGAGCUGUGCAGCACCACCUUCAUUGAAGUGGUUGUACAGGAUCACCUGUGAAUACAGAGAAACAGUUAUUGCAUCAUUAAGCGGUAACGAUAGCUUCUGCACUAUUUAGCUAUACAAUGGAACAGCCCUCCAGGGUCAGAGUUUUUAAGCAAUGGCUUGGCUAAUCACGAAAUUGACACAAUUUCCCCUACUCCACAUUUUAAGACAUGGCUGGUGUUUUAAAGUUUUCUUCUUUAGUUAUAAGACUGAUCAGCUAGAAGACUGAUGUACCAGUAUUGCUAACAAGAAAACCCAAACAGGCAGAGAGAAAAACAAACAAACAGAAUAUUACCACAGAAAGUCUAGUUUAUUUCAGAGGACAAAAUGGAUCAUUUCUUUUCAGUGUGCCAAGCAACAGUACGAAAUACUUUCAAAGUGAAAGUAAUCACUACCAGAAACAAAUGUGUGUCUUUAAUGUUCUGCUCCCUUGAUCCUUCAGAAAACCAUAGCAGAUGCAGAAAACUGGAAUUUUCAGGUGUCUUCUGUAUUGCACUAGCAAAUACAGUAGAUGUUGGCACCUCUGAUGUUGUUAGGAAGUAAGGGGAAGCUUAUAGCUACUGCUUCAGCAAACAGCAUGCCUAUACCACACACACACAGUAUUUCCUGAACUGAAUCAAGUUUUUAAAUAAUUUCAUAACUUGAUUAUGUGGUUCUGACACUGUAUGAUACACUAUCAUUGGAAAAAAAAGAGACAAAAGCACAAAUCA